AUGGCGGCCGAUGGCAACUUUCGCUUCAUCUCAAUUCAAUGUCCGGAUGGCGUGGAAGACCGCAAAAAUAAACGGUUGGCUCGGUCACAUGCAAUAAAACAUGCUCUUGAGAGAAAGCGAAAGGCGCAGCAACAGUCUGGGCUUAAUUUCCGGCUUCUCUCUUGGAGUCAAGAUUCGAGUCGGGCUACAUCAUCGAAAAGGAUACAAUUCAAUCGUAUGAUCGAAUCGCCCGAAGUGAAAUGCACAGGUGCUGCGAUCGACUUGAUUCGUAUUCUGGAUUCUGGAUCAUCGAGAUUGCAAACAUGCUUAAGCCAGAGCAAAACCGAGCACUCUGCGGAACCAAUCUUUAGUAUUGCGGAUGAGUUGGUUCUUUUCAACUUCAUCCAAGUAUUUCGGGCUCGCCCAGGUGACCCUGCACUCCAUAACGCAGCAAUGCUCACAUUUUCUCUUGCCAUGAAUGGGGCACUCGACAUUGCGGGUCUGAAUUUUCAAAACAAGGUUAUUAACACAAUAAGUGAGAGAAUGAGUCGUCUCGAUGUGGCUACCUCUGAGUCCACCCUGGCAUCUAUCGUCCUACUUGCUGGAAUCGAAGCUCGUCUUUCCAUGCCGAUUCAGGUCCAGUUUCAUAUGAACGCCAUUCAACAGCUUCUUAAAGUAUGUCAAAGCCAAGGAAUUCAUCUGACAGACGCAAUUAAACGGGCCAUUUUCUGGCAAGAUCUUAAUUCAUGCGUCAUGACUGGAUCCAAACGGAUCGUGAACCACGAAACAUUCCAUGAGCUUCGUUGGAGAAGAGACCCAUUUGCCCCUAAUAAUUUUGUCUUGCAGCCUGGGUUUCAGAGGGUGCUCCAGCAUCUAAACCCAGGGUUCAUCGAAAUACUAGAAGAUAUUCACUCUCUGCAAAAUAUCAGGGAAUCUACCUAUUUCGAAUCAGAGGACGUCAUGUCGAUGGCGCAGAUUGACAACCAUCAAGCCUCCAUUCAGUCGAGGCUGGUCAGCAUACCAAGCACUUCGGGGUUCUUGGAGUGUUGUAACAUUGCCGCUUAUCUAUGCUCAACCAUGCUACGCUGUAAAAUUUGGAGAGCGUCGGUGUUUCCGUCACAACUUUCAUUGAAGUUGCUGCAAAAGCUACAACAAGAGAAUGUAAAUUCCAUAUGGGAUUCUCACCCCGAUCUACUGCUCUGGCUUAUCUACAUUGGUGGUGCUUUUGCCCCGUCAGGAGACGUCCGAGAACAAUAUCUGAUGCUCCUAAAUUUGAAUCGCGCAUCUAGAUUCGAGAAUAGGUAUGAUGAAUGGCCUGACAUUCUCGCCAUUAUGAAGCAGUAUAUAUGGUCAGAUAAGGCGUUUCUAUCGCAACCUCUCAAAAUUGGCAAUAUUGAAGUCUCGCACCGCAUCGGCAUGCCUUCACUCACUCGCCUCAGGGCCACGGACGAUCGUGUCCCAACGUCACUGAUGAAAGAAUACUACGUGCAACGGGCUGCUGUUCCCGGGACAUUGAUUCUUGUCGAGGGGACCUUUGCCUCAUCUGCAUGCGGCACCUUUGACAAUGCUCCCGGAAUUUGGAGCCGGGAACAGAUCGAGGCGUGGCGGGACAUUACGGACGAGGUUCACCGCCGAGGCAGCUUCAUAUACUGUCAGCUCUUUCUAGCUGGUCGUGCAGCCUCAGCCGAGACUUCGGCCAAGGAAGGGAUCCCGAUUCUGGGCCCCAGUGCUAUUCCGUUCGCUCCAGAUGCGCCUGUUCCUCGCGCCAUGACCAUCGAAGAGAUACGCAAGACCACCCAGGACUUUGCAGACGCAUCGAGGAACGCCAUCGAGGCCGGCUUUGAUGGUGUUGAGUGUCAUGUUGCAAAUGGCUAUCUUCUUGACCAGUUCCUACAAGACGUCAGCAACCAGCGAGACGAUGAGUACGGCGGCAGUGUGGAAAACAGGUCUCGUUUUCCUCAUGAAGUAAUGAAGGCAAUGGUUGACGCCGUUGGAGCUGAGCGUGUUGGGUUCCGCAUCAGUCCCUGGAGUACGUUCCAGGGCGUGAAAAUGAAGGACCCAAUCCCCCAGUUUUCGGACCUCAUCAAGAAAGCACAAGACCUAAACCUUGCUUUUCUUCAUGUGGUUGAAUCACGGAUCUCCGGCUCUGAGGAUUCCUCGAGCAAUGAGUCGCUCGACUUUGUAUAUGAUCUUUGGGAUGGACCCAUUCUUCUUGCAGGAGGGUAUAACCCCGACACCGCUCGUCAUGUUGUGGAUAAAGAGCACCCUAACAAGAACAUUGUCGUUAUGUUUGGGAGGUACUUCAUCUCAAACCCGGACCUUGUGUACCGUAUCAAGGAGGGAUUGCAGCUAAGUCCUUACAACCGCAACACCUUCUACAUCCCUCAGUCAAAGAUAGGAUAUUCAGAUUACCCUUUCAGCAAGGAGUACCUAGCCAGUGGGUUGGCCCAGGCAUAG
Messenger RNA from Clonostachys byssicola, 2436 nucleotides. Lineage: Eukaryota; Fungi; Ascomycota; Sordariomycetes; Hypocreales; Bionectriaceae. The record is from the annotation of a GenBank genome assembly.